Molecule: messenger RNA, 1290 nt
Organism: Prunus armeniaca (apricot)
Lineage: Eukaryota; Viridiplantae; Streptophyta; Magnoliopsida; Rosales; Rosaceae
Source: the annotation of a GenBank genome assembly
AUGAAUACCGGAAGCUCUAGCCAGAACCCACACCACGGCAUGGAAAUAAACCAAGUGGCCCUCAGGGAAGGACUGGAAUCAGAAGAAAGUGAUGCCCGGCAUUCAGCACAUGGCAGCACAGGGAGUAGGAGGUCCAGGACCGGUUCCAGAAGGAUGAACCUGAUACAGGAAUCUGUGUUACGACAAGAGGUCACAACACAAAGGAGCCAGGAUACUCUAAAUAAUAUGACAGCCAUGAUGCAAUGGCAGGUCAACAGGCAAUUCAGGAAGGAUCGAGAGGCUGCCAUGGCCAGAAUCCCCAAUCCCGAUGAGGUGGUCCAGCAACUAGACCUUCCCUAUGGUCCCCCACCAGGAUUGGCAUGGCCAUAUCAAGAGAAUCCUCUUGUUGCACAGAUAGCUGGGAUACCAGAACGAGGGGGAAUCCAGGCUGGACACGGGGAAGUGGCUUUUCCUAUCCAAGAACGUCUAGCCCCAAUACGGCCAGAAGGUCCUGCGCCAGGACAAGUUCCACAGAAUCAGCAAGAGCCUCAGCCUGCUCCGCAACAAGCGGCCCCACAAGAUCACCCUAUGGAAAUUCUGCCUGAACAGCCAGCAGUGGUACCCUACAGGCCCAGAAGGAUGGACCCCAAUCCAUUCCCUCCACCUGCAAGAGGAAGGAGAGGCAGAGGGGGAAAUUACCCUUAUGCUAAUAACGACAGGAACAGGCAGGGGGCAAACUGGAGGAACCACCCAGGCCUGGAGGAGCCGGAGGAGCACAGGGAAGAAGUUCUGCCUAGACCAUAUAGGGCAGAACCACGAUUCAAUCAUGCCCAGCCAGAACAGGGACAAAACCUCCUCCCUGUUAAUGCUCUAAAUGACGUGGGGGCAUUGCAGAGGAUGAUCAGGGAAAUGAUGGAGCCUGAGGCCAGGAGGGGGGAAAGGCCCACCUAUAGGAAGCCAUAUCCACCUUACAUUGAUCAGAUACCCUUGUCCCCAGGCUUUAAAGUACCAAACUUCACUUUAUUCAACGGAGAGGAUCCUCAUGCUUCAUCAGUUGAGCACGUAGGCAGAUUUUCUACCCAAUGCAUAGCCAUAGAGAAUAACCCACUGCUAAAGCUAAGGCUUUUUGGGAAUUCUCUCUCUGGACAAGCUUUCACUUGGUACACCAAUCUGCCAGCAAAUUCAUUCAGACAUGGGAGCAAAUGGAGAGCGUCUUCCAUGACUACUAUUACAGGAUCCAGCCAGAAGUCACCAUCAGUGACCUUGCAGCUCUCAAACAGAGUGAAGAUGAACCUGCCCAAGACUUUAUAA